This is a messenger RNA of Pomacea canaliculata, 1170 nucleotides long. RefSeq lists its product as uncharacterized. Bases 113 to 1150 code for a protein of 345 amino acids. Lineage: Eukaryota; Metazoa; Mollusca; Gastropoda; Architaenioglossa; Ampullariidae. The transcript is spliced from 5 exons. The record is from RefSeq and is a predicted model, not a curated record.
GUAAAACAAGAAAUAGUGUUUAUCUGAAGUGAUUAUUUUUAAUGCUUGGAGAGACGGAGAGUCACUACUGUCUGACGCUCAGAAUAUCGUCUUUCUCGCCGCAGUCCUCGUGAUGAACAUGUUGUGGUGGUCGCUCAUCUUGGUGGCUAAUAUGCUGCCACGUGUAUUCUGCGUGCAAGAAUCUGUUGACACGAGUAAAGGAGAUCAACAAACCUCUGGUCUUGAACUGAUGGCCGCGUCAAUCAGGCAGCUGGCAGAACUUAGUGAGAAACUUGAAAAGAGACUGGAGUUAGUGGAGAACAUGGACAAGAGACUAGAGCUAUUCGAUAAAUUUGAAAAAAGAUUUGAACUAGUGCAGAAAAUGGAAGAAAAAUUAGAACUGAUAGAGAAACGAUUUAACGAACAAGAUAAGAUUAACCAGCAGCUAAAAUCGUCUCUUGAAACAAUACUGAAGGCGGUCGAAGACGGGACCACAGGUAAACACUCGGAGUCUGGAUACGUGGAGAAAAGAUCUGACGAUGCGGGUACCUGGGAGCCUGUGGUGGCUCAGGUGACACAACGACUGAACCUGGCGGAGGCCAACAUCCAGGCCUUGAGGAACUUGGCCACCGCAGAGCAGCAGGCGAGAGGUUCGGUGUACACUCGCUGGGGGAGCAGCCAAUGUCCCAGCUCAGCAACAACAGUCUACUCAGGUUAUGUCGGCGGGUCCUGGUAUGGACAUUCAGGGGGGGCAUCGAAUUACCUGUGUUUACCACCUGACCCCACUUUCACCAAUCACACCGUCCCUAGAUACCCACACGCUCUACUCUACGGCGCGGAGUACGAAACUUGUGAUGAGCCCGAGUGCGACUUGAACCCCACCUGCGCCGUGUGUCACAUGUGGCGAGAGUCUUCCAUGAUGCUCCCGGGCAGGAAUACCUGUUACUCGGGGUGGACCCUCGAGUACUCUGGGUACCUUAUGACCACCUAUUAUAAUCAACCUGCCGGCACGGAGUACAUCUGUGUGGACUCCAGUCUCGGCUCUGUCCCUGGCACCAAGGCUGACGACAAUGGCGCCGUACUUUAUUACACCAUCUACGAGUGCGGCAGUCUGCCCUGUCCUCCCUACAUUAACGAGAAAGUUGCUGUGUGUGCCGUUUGUUCUAGAUAAUAAACGAUUGAGAAACACGA